AUGAGUAGUAUCGAAAGCAUCAAAGAUCCCUUGUCACACGCUGACACGCUAGUCAAGGAUGACAAGUUGGCUCAAGCCACAAGGUCAGUUACCGGUAAUCAGUCUGAGUUGACCUCGGAUGAAAAAGCACACCCGCUUGCUAAAACAACAAAGUCGAUUGGUGUCAAGAGGGCCGAGUUGAUGAAUAUGCAGCUCGACUCUAUUUGGUUAAAGGCCUGCUUCUUUUUCAGUAUUUUCAUAGUUGCAUACGCCUAUGGAAUCGAUGCCAAUGUUCGCGGGAACCUCACGUACUAUGCAACUUCUUCAUACCAACAGCAUUCACUCCUCACCACCGUCGGGGUGAUGCAAGCAGUGAUUGCGGCUGCGGCCCAGCCAUUCUACGCUAGGUUAUCAGAUAGGUUCGGCAGAAUGGAGCUCUUUAUCUUGGGUAUUGUCUUCUCCGUCAUUGGUACAAUCAUUCAGUCCCGCGCCUAUGAGAUCAAGCGAUUUGCUGCUGGCGCCGUGUUUUACCAACUUGGAUUUUGUGGAAUCAUCAUCAUGACGCAUGUGAUCUUGGCCGAUUUUUCCAAUUUGAACUGGAGAUUGGCCUGCUCAGCGGUACCUGGUUUGCCAUUCCUCAUAAACACUUGGGUAGGCGGAGACAUUUUGGCCUCUGUUCUCGCGCAUUACUCAUGGCAAUGGGGAAUCGGUAUGUGGGCGUUUAUACUUCCACUUGCGUGCUUGCCUUUGAUUUCUUGCUUCAUAUACAUGACAUUUCAAGCUCGCAAGGAUAGCCGAUGGGAGUCCUUGCGCAAACAAAAGGAGGCGCCUAUUCCUCAUUCGAAAAAGACGCUCAAAUUCUGGACAACCUUGGCCUUGAGGGUUCUCAGGGCAAAGAGAAAAUUGGCGAUUGAGUUGUUCUGGGAUUUGAACCUUGUUGGAUUAUUCAACUUCCUCAUUGUCUUUGGAUUCAUCUUGGUGCCAUUAACUCUUGCAGGAGGCGUUUCGUCUCAAUGGGCAAAAGCAUCCACAAUUGUUCCCUUGGUGAUUGGCGUCGUCUGGAUCCCCGUUUUCAUCAUUUGGGAAGCAAAGUUUGCAAGGUCACCAAUCAUGCCAUUCUCAUUGAUGAAAGACAGAGGCGUGUGGGCUGCAAUUCUCGUGAUUAUACUUUUCGAUAUUGUGUUUUGGAUGGCUUAUGAUUUCAUGUACACCGUUUUGAUUGUGGGCAUGAAUGCCAGCGUCAGAGCAGCAGCAAGAAUCGUGGCCCUUUACGGGUUCGUCACCGCCCUCACGGGAGUCUGCCUUGGUCUCGUGGUUACCCGUAUGAGAAGGUUGAAGCUUUUCAUCAUUUUCGGCUGCCUGAUGUGUUCUGUUGCCAUGGGCAUUCUCUUGCACUUUAGAGGAACAAACGAUGGUAUUGAAAGCGAAAAGUACAUCAGGGGAGUCAUUGGCGGCUUGUGCUUUUUCGGUUUUUCGUCUGCGUUCCUCACCUUCCCUACCCAAGUCAGCAUUGCAACUUGCACCAACCACGAGCACAUGAGUGUGAUAAUUGCCGUUCUCAUGGCUUGUUACUGGAUCGGUCAAAGUAUCGGCACUUCCAUCAGCGGGGCAAUCUGGACCAACAAAAUGUACAACAUCAUCUUGGCCAAUAUGAUUGAAAUGAACAUUGAAAAUGCGGCCGAGCUAGCCUUUAUGGCUUAUGGAUCAGCAUUUGAGUUUGCUGCUCUUCACCCAUGGGGCACACCAGCUAGAGUUGCAGUUGCUUUUGCUUAUGCUCAAGUUCAAAAGUAUCUUUGUAUGGCAGGAUUGAUUGUGUGUUUUCCCAUGAUUGUCUUUGCCUUCUUGUUGAGAGACCACAAAUUACUUUCCGUUCAGGCAUUGGAAACAACUGUUACCGACGAAAGUGGACUGUCAACCAAAGAUGGUGACAUUGUUGUCAAUCUGAACGAUGACGAUAUCGUGUUUGCAAAGAUCAAAUCAAUUUACAGAUCCAUCAGACGCUGA
Lodderomyces beijingensis is the source of this 1983-nucleotide messenger RNA. NCBI's taxonomy places the organism in Eukaryota, Fungi, Ascomycota, Pichiomycetes, Serinales, Debaryomycetaceae. The record is from the annotation of a GenBank genome assembly.